AGUUGAGCACAUACCCAGUGUGGAUAUGACUUCUGCAAAAUUCAAACAUAUUGCUUUAUCUUAUCCAAAUUUGGACGGCGGACUGCAGACUGCGCUUACUGGACACUUCAAGCUUGAUUGUAACAGGAUUAGGUUACUUUUUUUUUACCUGGCAUUAAGCACGGUGCUUUGUUACAGACAACUGCCAUCAUCAUGUCAACAGAUAUGAAAGAAGAGACUCCUCUACUGAAGAGAAGACUGACAUCCUCUGAAUCCAAGAUCAAUAACUCAAAACUCUUCCUGGCGGUUUUCUCGGCUGUAAUAGGGAACUUCAGCUUUGGUUACUCCAUGGUUUUCUCAUCGCCCGUCCUCCCAAAACUCAAGAGCCCCAGUGCAGAUCCAGGGCUCAGGAUGAACACUGAGCAGGCCGCCUGGUUUGGCUCCAUCUAUGCACUGGGUGCAGCCGCUGGUGGACUGGGGGCCAUGCUGCUUAACGACUUGAUUGGACGGAAACUGAGCAUCAUGAUGUCAGCAGUACCGUCAACUAUUGGGUAUAUGCUGAUGGGAGGAGCAAUGAACCUGUGGAUGCUCCAGGUGGGACGUUUUCUCACUGGUGUAGCUGGUGGGAUGACUGCAGCAUCCAUUCCUGUUUACAUCUCAGAGGUUUCCCAUAAAGGAGUUAGAGGGGCGCUCGGCUCCUGUCCUCAGAUCACUUCUGUGUCUGGGUCACUAGCGCUCUACGCUCUGAGUCUGGUGGUGCCGUGGCGAUACCUGGCAGUAAUCGGAGGGGUUCCUGCUGUGCUGAUGGUUGUGUUGCUUGUCUUCAUGCCCUCGUCUCCCAGGAGGCUGCUUUCCAUGGGCCGAGAGGAGAAGGCUAAAAUAGCUCUCCGCUGGCUCAGGGGAAGUAACUACGACACCAGCAUUGAGCUCAGAGCCAUACAACACAGCAUCGACACACAGACUACAGUCACACUGUCCCAGCUUGGCACACCUGUCUUCUACCGGCCGAUCUUGAUCGCUGUAGUGAUGCGUUUCCUGCAGCAGAUGACAGGCAUCACACCCAUUUUGAUCUACCUGGAGUCCAUCUUUGCUGAGAGCAAAGUCUCUCUGCCAGCCAAGUAUGAUGCAGCCAUUGUUGGUGCAGUCCGCCUCUUAUCUGUUAUAGUAGCAGCCAGUCUGAUGGACAAGGCAGGACGCAAAGCCCUGCUGUACACAUCAAGCAUGUUGAUGUUUCUGUCCACUCUGACUCUGACCAUGAUCUACCACACCAAUCCAUGCCCUCCAAGCAAUCCUCUAAACCUCACUAUGGGUUUGGACCACAGCCUCAAUGACAGCAUCGGAAAUGCUUUAGAGGCAAGCCAGCACGGUUCAGCAAGCAUCAUUCCUCUCAUCAGCACCAUGGUGUUUAUUUUUGGAUACGCCAUGGGCUGGGGCCCAAUAACAUGGCUGCUGAUGUCAGAGGUGUUGCCGCUGGUUGCCAGGGGCGUGGCCUCGGGCCUGUGUGUAGCUGUCAGCUGGUUGACGGCCUUCGUGCUCACACACUCAUUCACACACCUGGUGGACAGCUAUGGCCUGUAUGUGCCUUACCUGUGCUUCACUGUGGUGUGUGUCAUCUGCCUGCUGUUCAACGCAGUAUGCAUCCCAGAGACUCGCAGUCGCUCGCUGGAGGAAAUAGAGAACUACUUCAGAACGGGACGUACGUUCACCAUCAGGCGCAGUCAUUCCACUGCACAGCCCCCAGUACAGUAGCUCUAAAGAAAAACUACUGUAAUGGGAUAUUUCAACAUCAACAAUCAUUAGUCAGGAUCUCUAUGUGAGUGAGUGUGAGAAUAGGACUAGUAUCACAAUGACUGAGCACAGAAGUCAAAGGUCACAGUGUUCAGAAGAUUAAAAAAGUUACGUGUAGGUGUAGAAUAAUGCCACUGCUUUAUAUCUAAUAAAAAUUGUUACAAUAAUGUUUUAUGUAAUAAAUACACCCACUCGCCACUUUCUAAGGUAAACAGGACACAUAAUAAAGUGUCAGGAGUAGCACUCAGUGUGGUCUGUAGCUCAUCUGCAUUAAAGUUCGAUGUGUUGUGCAUUGAGAGCGGGUCGCCUGCACACUUUAGUGGUAGUACCCACUUUCUAUCAUUUUGAACCAGUCUCAUCUCUGGCAUAAACAAGGGAUUUUCUCCCAGAGAACUGCAGCUCACUGGAUAUUUCAGAAACCAUUCUCUGCAAACCUAACUUACUAACAUAAGUGUGUUAUCACUGUCUCCCUUAUAAAGUGAAAAGUCACUUCAAUAUGUGUGCUGAACAAUAGAGUCAAUGCUCCAUGAUGAUUAUGUUUACUGUAAUGCAUCAGAAACACUGUGUUAUACUCUAUGUAAAAUAUAUUCAGUAUGAAAAUGCAUUGGGUUUGACAUUUAACAAUGUAAAAAAAAAAAACAUAAUUUACCAAAAAAUGUCUGCAACAUUUUAUAUUCCUACUGUGAUUGCUUGCGUGUGCAAACUUUGGACAUAAUAGUGCAAACAACGAGGUAAAUCCCAUAAAAGCAGGAUCCAGUAAACCUGGAUAAACUAACAGUUACCGAAAAUAUUAAAAGGAAGAUGACUUAAGUGCCACUCUGUUGACUGAUGGAUGAUCUCUACAGGUGUGGUGCCCUGUAAUGAGCAGUUAACAAUUCAUGACAUGGAGUUUCCGUAUAGGUGGUGCUAAGCUUGUUACAGGCUGCAUCAUUAAUUUGUUCUGCUGCAGUUGUCCCUUAUGAGGCAUAGAAAAACAUGAUUGUGUGAAAGGAUUAGAUUAGAAAUUUAAAAAACAGAGAUGUGGUUUCUUUGGCAACAGAGAGCAAUGCAUCAAGUAAAUAAUGCAAAUAAAAACAUGCAGAGAUUUAAUAUGCCUGAAAAGUGAAAUAACUCCAUCAUCGAAUGAGGAAGUGAUGUUAGCGUCAGGUUACAUGCUGCACUGUACUGUACGUAAAUUUGAGUCUGACUCGGCUGAGCCUAUGAUGCGUUUUGUGCUUUGUAUACACUGACAUACCAAAUGUGCCUACUUGUCUUGGGCGUGUCUCUGUAGCAUGUUCUCUGACUGACUGACAAUGAAGAAAGAAGGAGAGAUACACUCUGGGUUUCGAUACAUGUGUUUGUAUGUGCGUGUGUGUCACACCUUAAUGGAUAUUAAUUGAUGCCAGACAGAAAGAAAUAGUGACACAAUAUGUUCGAUGACAUUAAAACGAA
Solea solea (common sole) is the source of this 3198-nucleotide messenger RNA. RefSeq names its product solute carrier family 2 member 6 (gene slc2a6). Lineage: Eukaryota; Metazoa; Chordata; Actinopteri; Pleuronectiformes; Soleidae. The transcript has 8 exons. Gene Ontology annotation, molecular function: transmembrane transporter activity. Bases 193 to 1728 code for a protein of 511 amino acids. Gene Ontology annotation, biological process: transmembrane transport. Gene Ontology annotation, cellular component: membrane. The record is from RefSeq and is a predicted model, not a curated record.